AUGGUGCCAAGAAGUCUUUUUACUCUGUUUAGCAGUUAUGGUGUGGUGAAGGACGUCUUCAUUCCAAACAAAAGGAGGAAAGCUACUGGAUCAAGAUUUGGGUUUGUUCGAUAUGACUGUCCAAUAGCAGCAAGGGUAGCAGUCCAGAAAGCAGACGGAAUCUGGUGUGAUAAUAAGAGUUUGAAAGUGAGAAUAGCGGAGUUCGGAAGCGAUGCUCAGUAUCCAAAGAAGAAAGAGGUUAGAAAAGGCAAGAUUAUACAGAUGGAACAAAGGAUGCACAGUAAGCUUACAUCAGGGGGCAAUGGUCAGAGAUCUUUUGCUGAUUUAGUCCAAGAAGAGUACAUCAAACGAGGACUAAAGGAGGUGAGCAUGAAAGAUGGUGAUGGCCGUAUAGCACUUCUAUCCUUCAAGUCAGUGGAACAUCUGAAGGAAUGGAAGGGUAGACUAGAGGAAUGGAUAUAUGAGUGGUGUGAAUCAAUGGACGAAUGA
Camellia sinensis is the source of this 489-nucleotide messenger RNA. Lineage: Eukaryota; Viridiplantae; Streptophyta; Magnoliopsida; Ericales; Theaceae. The record is from RefSeq and is a predicted model, not a curated record.